This is a messenger RNA of Pieris rapae (cabbage white), 15564 nucleotides long. RefSeq names its product protein split ends (gene spen). The record is from RefSeq and is a predicted model, not a curated record. Gene Ontology annotation, cellular component: nucleus. The transcript is spliced from 19 exons. Gene Ontology annotation, biological process: regulation of transcription by RNA polymerase II; regulation of alternative mRNA splicing, via spliceosome. Gene Ontology annotation, molecular function: mRNA binding. The coding region runs from base 267 to 12725 and encodes 4152 amino acids. NCBI's taxonomy places the organism in Eukaryota, Metazoa, Arthropoda, Insecta, Lepidoptera, Pieridae.
CGAGAGCUGCAAAGAGUACGCUCGCGUUUAUUACGUUAUGUGUUUAUAUAGUGAAGUGUGAUCUGUGAGAAAAUUUCGAAUGUCGUGAAGUCAAAGAUUUGUGUUGUUUUGUGAAAAAGUGCAACUUGUGUGAAAUCGACAUGUUUUCUCUAGUGUUUUAAAAGUGUUUAAAUGAAAAUGUGCAAAGCACCGUGGUGUGCAAAAUUGAUUUUUGCCACGUAGUGACGCGGACGGGUAAUGAUUCCUAAUGUGGAGUUCGAAGCAAGAUGGUUAGAGAGACUCGGCACCUGUGGGUUGGAAACUUACCCGAUAGCAUACGUGAAGAUCGAAUAAGAGAACACUUUAAACGUUAUGGCCGAGUCCAGAAUGUCAAGUUAUUGGGUCGAAUGGAGACCGCAAGCACGGGUGCCAGUGGGGGUUCUAAUAGCGGUGUUUGUGCCACUGUUGCCUUUAUGGACAUCAAGUCCGCUUCGAAGGCGCAUAACAUCGAGCACGUGCUGGACGAACGAACACUUACCACUGAGUAUUACGAGCCCACCGCGAUACCCACAGCAGCGGGAGCGCCAUCUGCCGGCUCAUCCCCCGCCGGCUCUGGUUACUCAGGUUCAUCAUCCUCCGUGAAUUCAACGUCAGCGCCAGCCUCAACUACGCGGUUUCAUCUCUCCGCUGAGGAGAACGCAAACAACACCUGCGCAAUGGCUGCCACGGCGGCAGCGCCGGCUGCAUGGCGGGGAACCAACGAUAGCGCGACGACUGAGUUCUGCCGUCGAGGCAACACGCCCGCCACGUAUGGCAGGUACCACCAGCGAAACAAUGCACCAUAUGCCACGCCACCCUCUAAUACCGAAAGAACAACACCUCUCCACCGGUGGUAUGGCGCGACGGGCGGAGAAAGCACGCCGAGUACGCCGGGUGGCGGGCCGGAGCGGCGCCGGCGGGCUUCAGGAUCUGGUUCGUCCCGCUCUGAGUCCUCGUCUCCUGAGCCCAGUGACACGUCUCGCGGGUCUACGCCGCCCCCGCCUGCACACCACGCCCAUAACAAUCAUCGGACCCCGUCCACGCAUCCACACCAGUGGGCAUCGACAGCUAACGGAAGACCUCUUGCAAUAUGCGUUAGAAAUCUACCGACGAGGUCGACCGAUAGUUCCCUCAAAGACGGCCUUUACCACGAAUACAAGAAGCAUGGUAAAGUGGUGUGGGUGAAGGUGGUCGGUCAGAACGCCGAUCGCUAUGCGGUGGUCCGAUUCAAAAAACCGUCCGACGUAGAAAAGGCACUCGAAGUGUCACAAGAUAAACUUUUUUUUGGUUGCAAGAUCUCUGUGGCCCCUCACCAAAGUUGCGAUGAUGACGCCGAGUCGGCGAAACCCUACGAGACUGAUAUUGAUGAAUACCACCCCAAGGCGACGCGAACGUUAUUCAUCGGAAACUUAGAAAAGGACGUAACCCAACAGCAGUUGCGAGACAAGUUCAAGCAUUUCGGCCGUAUCAUAGAGAUCGACAUCAAGAAGGGCAGUGGCGGCGGGGCCGGCUACGCCUUCUGCCAAUAUGCGUCUAUAUCGAGUGUGGUCGAAGCUAUUAGAGCCAUGGACGGCGAGUACGUGGGCAGUUCCAGGGUCAAACUCGGCUUUGGGAAACCUGUCGCCACUACUUGCGUUUGGGUCGACGGGCUCACGGAACACACGGAGAAGCAGGUCUUGGCGGCAGUAUCCCGGUGCGGCGCUGCAACCUCUGUCUGCGUGGAUCGGGCGGCGGGCGCAGCGCUAGUUCACUUCGAGCAGGCGGCCGCCGCAGGGGCAGCUGUGAGGGAGCUGAGACGCCUGGCCGCGCAUUUGUCUGCUGCUGAACCUGAUCAGCCGAGACUGUGUGUGGACUAUGCGUCGAGGGAGUGCCAGGAUGCAUUUUAUGAACAACUUGAAAAGCACGGAGGUUCAUCCUCCUUGACCAGCUCUGAGCGCCUGGGUACUGACUUAUCUGGAAGAUACGUGCCUACCGCCAGGCACGAUCAACUGAGGUACGAAAGUGGUACAACACGAUCUCGCGCUCCUAGCUUUGGUCGAAGCUCUUCUAGAACGCCACGGUACAACCACGACCAUUACGAUCCGACUGAUUACGCAGCUGAUAGACGAUACAGGGUACACGAGGAAUUAGGGUCAAGUCCACCUACCGAUGAGGCUCCCUACGAAGAUCGACUGCAGUCUGUAGUUGUGUCGCCCCAUCGUGCUCACAAACAUCGUCAUGAUUCAAGUCCAGAAGAUAGAAAGCAUUCUAAAGAACGACACCGUAGCGCCGGUGGCAGUUCAAGAAGAUCUCGUUCGGGGUCACGCGGCGAAAGGCACAUUUCUCGGCGAAGGCAUCGUAAUAAACGGCGCGACGGUUCGGAAUCUCGCGGUUCUCGCACAUCGCGGGCUGGUACACCACUACGAGACGAACCCGAUGCCGUGCCCACGGAGCCGCGACGGCCUCCUCGCGAACGACCCCCUCUACCCAUGCUGCUGCCGCUGCCCAAGUUCGCCCUACAAAUGCUGCGAAAUGCCCCAACGAUCCCUCGAGUCGUACCCGCUCCGGCCCCGGCCUCUCCGCCGCGGCCCCCGUCCGUCUCUUCCUCGAGCAGUGGGUCCGCUCCGCAUUCCCCGUCGCUCGAGGAACGAAUAAGAUCUCUCGACGAGAAAUACGAGCGAUGGUCCGGCUCACGAGCUCACGCCGACGCCCCUGACAGAAGUCGGCUGAGACACAGGCUUCUAGAACUCGACAUCAACGAAGUGAAACCAUCGGAGGUGGUUCGCUCGCUUUUAGCUAAGAGAUCGGUUUUCGACGAAGAUUCAGAACGCUUGGAAGGGGCCGUCAGACCUCCGAGUCCUUGCGGCAGUCCUCGCUCAAUUCUGCAACCGAUGCUACCCCGAGCGCUGCGGUAUCCGUUCCCAAGUCAUCCGCCGCCUUCCGAUAGCUCUGUAAUAUCUACGGAUACUUCUGUGCCUUCAACUGACAGCGAUCGUUCGGAUCCCCGCUUAUUUCGUCUAUCACAAUCGGACAGCGGCCCAAAACUCGAAAAUGAUAAUUCAUUUGACGCUCGAUUACGAAUGCGCACUCCGUCAACAGAUAAACCUUAUUUAGAUAAUGGCGAUAGAAGGGAAUCUGAAACAGAUAAUGAACGAGCAGAAAGACGAAGGAAUUCUAUCUUGCUUCAAAGUGACGAUACUAAAUCAUUGGACUGUGAUUUCACCAAUGAAAAACCCGAUUAUGAUUUCAAACCUGUAUGUAGCUUUUUUCAAGAUCUUCAGGACAAUCAACAAAAGGAAAAAAUGUUCCCUGAAUCUACAGCAAAUUCAAUAGAAAUACAUAUAAAAACAGAAAAAUUGUAUGACGUCAAAGAUGCCGUCGCAGAUGUAAAGAAAGAUCUCGAAGACUAUCAGGAUGAAUUACCCUUUUGGGGUUCUAGACGACAUAGUGUUAAGGAUGUUUCACACCAUGAAAAAAUGGCAGAAAAGCUACCAAAUAAAUUAGAGAAUUCUCUAAAUGUGAAAGCAGAGAAAGUAGCGCUGGAAAAUGUCAACAACGGAAGUCGUGAAAAUACGGAUCAAAUGAAAAUAGAAAUAAAGCAAGAAACAGAAAUAUAUCAAGAAAUAAGUUUAGAAAAUAAAAUAAAUGAAGACAUGGCAAGAAGUGAAUCAAUAACAUUUAACCAUUUAAAAACUGUAAAUUGUAUCGACUUAAAACAUUCACAAGUUGAUUCAUACCUUGAUUCUAAAUCUUCUGAAAAAAGCGAUAAUAAUGUUAUGAACGACAGUCACCAAAACAAUACAAAAAAAUGUGAGACAAAAAAUGAUACCUUGAUACAUGAUAAAACUGAUAAAGAGCCAAUAGAAGUCAACUCUGAAAGAGUAAAAGCAGAUGAUAUAGAAACACCGUCAUCUGUUAGUAAGACCUUUGACUUAUUGAAAGAUUCAGAAAAUCCUUUGAAAUCUGAUCGUGACAAAAUAAAACACAAUAAAGACCGCACUGAGAAGGACAAAUGUGAGCUUAGCAAAGAAAGGCCACGUAGUAGUAAACACUCGAAAUUGGAUAGACAUGACAAAGAAAGGAAAGUUAGAGAUGAUUCAACGACUAAACACAACGCAGAAAAAAGCGAUAAAUUGAAAUCCGAACGCGAUAAUGAUAAAAGUUCUGAUCAUCAUUCAGUCAGGGAUCGUGAUGUGGAAAAGUCGAAGCAAACUGAAGACACCAAAAUGCGAACCGAUAACCAUAAUCAUAAAAAAGACAAAGGAGAGAGAAGACGAGAACUGGUUGAAAUUGACCCAUUUUCGUGUAAAUCUAGAAAAGAAGAUAGGCCAAAGCAUGAUCGUCAACGAAAGGAUGGUACUGAUAACAAACGCGAAAAACAAAGAGAAUCUGAAGUUAGCAAAAGUAGGAAGUCUUCAAGAGACGAAUCAUCAAAAGAAAUUACUAGAAAAGAUUCAACGGACUCUACUGCAUCUCGUACUUCACACGAAUCAGCAAAAAUAAAGGAUUUAGAAACAAUUGAUACUAAAGAAGAGGUCAAGCUAAAAAUUAAACAAGAAAACGAACUUAUAACUAAACACGAGUCCAAAAUAGCGGUAGAAAGUAAUGACCAAAUAGAUAAAAAAAUUAAAUUAGAAGUGAAAGAAGAAAAACUUCCAAACGAUAUCACUCAUAAAAAUAAAAAUCCCACCACUUCUGAUUAUAUACAAAAAUGCAAGACUGAGAAUGAAAAGCCUCGGCAUUUCUCGUUUGAUGCAACAAAUGUAGAGAAUAAACGCAAGGAGCGUCUUAGUUCAUGUUCCAGUUUGCCAUCCAAUAUUGGGGGGCAUAAAAGAAGAAUGUCAUCACAAGACAUCCUUGAAAGUUUGGACGAGGAAAUAAAAAAGAGUAAAAAUGAUAUAAAAAGUUCAGAUAAACGUGACUUUAAGGAUUCCAAAUCUAACGAUAAGAAUAAGACGCCGAAGUUUAAUAAAUGUCAUUUUGCUAAACUGUUUGAAAGUAAGACCAAAGAUGACAAAAAGAACCAAGUUAAACCGCCUGAUGAUUUGUUUACUCCUUUAAAAGAUAGUGAUGUCAAAGAGCUGUCUGAUAAAGUGAAAAGCAAAUCAGAAGAAAAACAUAAGAAAGAUGAAAAGCCAAUGGUAUUUUCUGAAACGCGAACAGAAGUGCAAAAUAAUUUAGAUUUUCUUGCUAUAUUUGAGUUGAGAUCUAGUGAAGAAGAUGAAAAACAGAGAGCAUUAACAAAUGAAAUGAAAGAAAAGAAAAGAAUUCAACAGUUACAACAAAUUCAAGAGCUCCAAAUGCAACAAGUUGUGCUACAAAAUUCAGAUCUCAGAUUAAAGGAAGAUAAAAGGCAUAAGCAUGAUGAAAAGAAAAAAGAGUGUGCUCGUGAGAAACGAAUGUCAACCGAACGAAAAAGUAAAGAUAUGGAUCAGAAAAGAAAAAGUCGAAAGCAAACACAAAGUAGUGAUACCUCGGAUUCAGAUGAACCUAAGAAACAUUCUAUUUUUGACAUAGUAGAUGAUGGUCCUACAUACAUUUCAAUGUACGACAAAGUUAAAGCUCGAUCUUGUAAAAAUAUGCAAAAACAAGAAGAAGAAAAACGUCAAGAGAAAAUCAAAGCGAAGUUUAGUCAACUAAAACAAAGUAGAGCUAAACGAGAAGAAAAGAAAAGAUCAAGUUGGGAUGAAGAUAGUGAUUCUGACAUCGACAGACAAAAACAUAUGAAAUCAUCAGUUGAUAGCUCUUCUGAUGACGACAGAAAUAUGGUUCACAGUCAGAGUAAAAGACAUGAUAAUUUACAAAGAUCGUCGCUCAAUUAUGAACGACAUAGUGUCGAUGAUUACUUUAGUUUAACAAGUAAUGAAGAAGAUCUACGGAAUAAACUAUCUCGUAAAAACUCACGUACACGAAUUAUGUCUGAUUCAUCGGAUGAAGAAACAUUAAAGAGGGAUAUGAGUCCGAACCGAAUGGGCGAUUUAAAGAGGGGUUAUUUGUCUGACAAUGGUUCAUUGCGCGAAUGUAAGGAUAAACAUAACUUUAUGAAGGAAUCUACAAUUGAAGACAAAGUUAAGAAAACAUCGCUUCUCAAUUUAUUUGGUAAAAGCGAUAGUGAUGAUAAUAGACUUAAAUCUAAUACAGAAAAUGAUAGUGACUAUAAAACAUCAUUUGGUAAAUCAAUAUGUAAUGAUAUUUCUUCUGAAAACGAAUCUCUGCCUUCAAAGAACACUUCUAGUGACAUUAGAAAAAAACAUAGGAAGAAGCAAAAGAAGCAUAAAAUUUCAUUUUCAGAUGAUGAUAAUAAAACGGAAAAUUGUGAUGAAAAUCAUGAUCGAGAUAAACAUAAGAACGAUUCGUUAAGAAGACACAGUAAAAAAGAAAAACGUAAAGACAAAAUACGCGAAAGUUUUGACACCGAUGAUACUAAAGAUGACAAAUCUAAAAGUAAAAGAGAUAAAAGACCAUCUACUGAGAAUUUGCAGGAAUCAUUUACUGGGAAUGCAAAAAGAGAAGGAAAGAUGGAGGAUAUAUUCGGUCCACUGUCGGACGAUUCAGAUAAGGAAACGAGAAAUAAGUUAGAAAUGUCAGCAGUGGAAUACGAUUCUGUAAAACUGAAUAAAGAUACCACUGAUAGAGAUGACAGUAAAAGAAGAAAAGACAGAAAACGAAAAGAUAAGAAACUGUUUUCCAAAGAAGAUGAUAAUAGUUUGGAUGUUGACGCAGUAAGCAAAGCAAUAGAAGCUCGAUUGUUUGCGGAUUCUAUGAGUAGUGAUGACAUUAAGACAAAUGAGCCAUCAGAUCUAUUUAAAACUAAAACAAAAUAUGACGACUGUAAUGUCAAACUUGGUGAUAUUCCUCGAUCUGAAAAGGUGCUUGAAAAGUUCAAGAAGGAAUGUAAAGAGAAAAAGAAGAAGAAAAAGAGAAAUAGGGAGGAUCGACAAAGUCGCAAAGAGCAUCAUUAUUAUGAAAAUGAAAGGUCUUCUAAGCCAGAUAGUAACAUUUUUGAAAGACACGUGGAUAUGUCUCCGAAAACCAUCUUAAAUAUACCUCUUCCGAAUGAAAAAAUAGAUACCGACAAGUCUGAUGACGCCAAAUCUCUUUCAGAGUCUCCUAGCUUGCCCCGUUUAACUGACAGUCCACCCUUUGCUGUUAAAUCGGAAGAUUUAAGUUCUAAAAAUACUGACACAGACAGUACUAGUCAGUUGUCAAUCGAUGACAGAGUUUCCAUUCAAAGUUAUGACGAAACGAAGUGCGUGGAAAUUGACGACAUUCCAAUGCCUCCACCCAUUGAGAGCAACGUUGUUCAAGACAUCAGUGAAGUACCUCUACCAGAAGAUCCACCUGCAAACCCCACACCAGCUGCUCCCAAUUGUGAUCUCGAGACAGAUGAUUCAAUACAAACUGUAGAUCACCAAAAAGCAACGGAUAUCAGUGACGACGCGGUUAGAAGUAUACCAAGCGCCGAAAAAGUACCAGAGAAACAAAUAGAAGCAACAACUACAGAUAUUCAAAUUAAGAAGAUAGAAGAAAAACCAAGGGCUAUAAUUUCUCAAGAAGAAACGGAAGAUGCUGUUGCGGCUUUGCUAGGGGAAAGUUUUGGAGGAAAAGAAGAUGCUUUUGCAAAUUGUUUCGAGGAAGUAGUGAACAAUGAUACUAAUCAAAUUGAAACUGAAAAUUCUUCUAUUGAAAAUGAGAAUAUUCCCGAGGCAGACGCCGAAGAAAUGAGACAAGCCGUACAAAAUUUAAAUGCUUGUGAAAUGGAGAUAAAACCCGAUACGCCAGUUUCUGACAGUGAUUUUCUUCUUAUAGACACUGAUACUGAAGAAACUGAAGAGACUUCACAAGAUGCUUCAGAAAAAAUACCCGUCAAUGUGGUAUCUGCAUCCCAGUCUAGUAACAUAAAGUUACCGCCAACAGCUGAACCCUCAAAUGUUAUCGUUUCAAAACCUAAACCAAUGGUAGUUCAGACAAGUCCAAAAAUACAGGUUUCAUCAAGUUUACUGAGUGCAAAAAUAUCUGAAAGUAACAGCUUUAUAUCAACAUCUCCCGUAAAGCAGGAAUCAUUAACAGCAAUCACUUCAGCACCAACGCCUGUUAUUACAUCAUGGACAUUGACCAACAAUAAAAUCGAAACGCAUACCGUCAAUACGCCCAUAAGUAAAGAUGACGGGAAAUCACCUCGAAUAACAACAAACAUUUUACAAAUUAGGCCAUCACAAAUUAGUAACACUCUCAUGACCAGUCCAAGUAGACUUACCGCACCAUAUCAAGUGAUAAAUCGUAUGAAUAUGAAUCAAAGAAGCCAACAACAACUAUCCAAUAUGCAACCACCAAUGAUUAAAAUACCCGAGAACCACGUUUUGUAUCAAAAACCGCAAGGAAUAGUUAUAUCUCCGCGGUUGGCUAAUGAUUCCAGACUACAAAGUCCAAAAGGUGCACAAAAUGAGGGUCUGUCGUCUCCUCGACUCGCUAACAUGACAAUAUUAUCUACGUCACCGCAAAGCCUUAAUUCUGUUGGAAUGACAUCGCAGAACGCUUUGCAGCAAAGGUCGCCAGGACACGUUACUGUUGUGCGUAUGCAGCAACCUCCCCUGAGUCCUCUUCACAUCCCACAUGGAGCGAGAGCUAUGAUAUCACCCAAUAGACCAAACUCUGUCUUAGUACAGACACAAGGAGCCCCAUUACAUUUCAAUAGAUUGCCCAUGACACCAGUUUUAGCUCCUAUAUCAAAACAAUUAGGUCCUAAUUUACCCCAGCAAAAUAAGAAUAUAUGCGUUCAAAGCUCAACUGUAUUACAACAACAAAAAGGGAGAUCUGGGGAGCCAGUGAAAGCCGAAAACCUAAACGAAAAUACUAAAAUUAUUUUGUCUCCCACUCGUUUACCACCAAAUUCAAACCCUUCUUUGAUGACUAAUAGGAUGUUACCAAUGCAAAAUGCUCUACACGUUGGUACGGUGAACUCUUUACAUUUAUCCAACAAAGUUUUGAUUAACAAUAAACCAUCAUUCGAAAAACGAGAUAUUCAACACCAAAAAACAGAGCAUGGUUCGUUAUCAUUUAAUACGUCUCCUAUUGUACACGUGGCUAGUAUUAAUGAGUCACCUACAUCACACAUACAAACUGUUUCUAAGCCAGUUAUGUGUAAUAUUCAAGAAGGGGGUUCUAACAGAGGACAAGGUCAAAAUGUUAUUCAUGCAAUUAACCAACAACGUAUAAUUACAGCAACUACGUUAAACAAUAUUAUACAAAUUGAUAACAAUAAAGGACAACCAACAGUCUUAUCAGUAGCAACAAUUCGUCCACCAGCAGUAUUCACUAAAUCGGAAAUAUCAAAUGCGGUAGCAGUGACAACGUCAAGUUUAACGAAUGUUGUUAUGACUCCACUUUUACUUAAAACGACAUCUAAUGUUAAUAUACCCAAUCGACUGAAUACUCGGACUGACCAUUUUGAAAAUAAUCAUCUCUUAACUGUCAAUCGUAUCGGUAACAAUCAGGAUGAAAAAAUUUAUGAAAAGAACGGUGAUGAUAAAAAUACGAUUUUAAAGACUAUUCCACCUUUAAAGUCACCAGAAUCAAUUGCGAAAUGUGGAACUGAUUUUGAAGAACUUUUGAAAGAUAAUACGAAUGAAAUUAAGGUUACCAAUGAUCCAGAGAAAAAACUGGAAGUGAAUGUAGGCAAGACUGUUACGGUUAUAACUCAGGGCAAUGAUAGGGCUGAUGAUUUUAUAAAGCAGUGCGAGAAAUCUGAUAAAACAAGUAAUGAAAAUUCCCAAGAGUGUGAAGGAAUUAUAAAAACAAACAGCGUAGAUAUUGUUAAAGAAGAGAAAAAACUUGAAAGUGUAACAGAUUCAAAUCUUGCGGAGAAAGAAAGUAGCUUUCUUCGUUCAACCAUAAUGGAUAAAUCACCUGAUGUGGAGAAAUCGCCAUAUAUGAACCCGCAUAAUUCAGAUAUCAAAAUUGAUCAAUCUAAACUUUUUAACUCUGAUAACCCGUAUAAAGAACUUUCAGCUUUUCGUGUAUCGCCAAGUAAUAAGGAAAACAAUGAAAAUGAUAUUCACACUCCAGAGGAGAAUGAAUUUUGGAGCACUAAAGAUCAAAUUAUAGAAUCUGUUAUAAAGAAAGUUGAUUCUCUUUGCAAUGAAACUUUUGACGUUAAUAUCAAGGCGCAUAUCUAUAAUGCGGUCACAGACGUAACUCCCCAAGACCAAAUUAAUCAACAUCAUCAAGUUUCAAAAGAGAUUGAAAUGAAUUGUAAUGACAAUAAUAGUCAUUUUGGCGACACUACUGUUAAAGAGGAAUUCGCAGUGGAAAAAACAACACCAAGUAAGAGGGGCGGACGUGGUAACAGAGGUAGAAAAGCUGAAAAACAAGACAGGGUACAAACACGCCAAAUUUCCAAACCAGCUCGAGGUGGCGGUGUUAGUAAAAGAGGUAGAGGGCGCUCCACUAAAGUGGACAAGAAAGUUAAGAGCCUCGCAAAUAGUACCUUCCAUAAUAUGCCUGGAGAUGUUUAUGAUUUUCACGAAGAUUCUGGCGACGAAACGGCGGCUUCAGCUAACAACUCUGAAUCAAGGCCGCGAUUAAUUCUAACCAUAAAAAGUCCGCUUUCAGGAAACGCGGGCGUCAUACCAACUUCCACACUAAGCAUUACUCAAAAAGAUACCAUCAAAGUACAAGAGAAACCUAAAGAAGAAAAAAGUGAAGUGUUUGCUUCGCCCUCUACUAAUACUCGGAAAUCGAGAAGACUUCAAGAAAAAGAUAUACAAAAGGGCUCUCCAGAUGACGUUUUAGACGAGGUUGUGAAGGGAACUCCGGCAAAUAAAAUCAAUGCUCGGGACACCAAUAGAAAGAGGCCCCUGAGACAAGCUGGUGCCAAACAAGCUGCGGACAAAUCUCCUUCAGAUACGAGGAAGUCACCGAGAGGUACGAAGAGAUCGAGAGACAGUCUAUCUGAUGCUUCUGUCGACAGUUCUGACGAAAAUAACAAAAAGGAAGAAACAACCAAAGACGCCAAAGUACCUAAACUUAAUGAACCGGCUGUCCAAAUGCCUGUGAUGGAAACGGAGACUAUCGUCAAGAACGUGCCGCCGCCGCCAGUUGUGAUUUCACAUCCUCAACCUGUAGUCAAUCCAACUCCUAUUAUGAAACCACCAAAGAAAAUGAUAUCAGAAAUCAGUGCGAAAUUAGCGAGUGCAUUCGAAGCGGCUGCUAGUCUUCCACCGGUAGUGAUAUCUGCGCCGGUGAUCGCCACCACUCCUGCGCCCACUACGGUACCCGUCGCUUCGCCCGGCCUCGAUCGCAUUAUUCCACCACCUUUGGAAAGGCGACUGGUCGAAUUAGAACCGCCCAUUCUGACUCAUAGAGAACCCAGGCCGGCUGAACACAUUCCGACCCAAGAGCCCAUGAGCGUUUCCCUCGGAGAAGCCUCGGAUAUGACAAGCGUAGAGACUGGUCACAUACGGCGCUUGGUGGAUAAUGUUCCUGCUAAUAUGAUGCCUGUAGGAGCAACAGAGGCGACGGACGCCAGAGUACAAUCACCCGCUCUGCCUCACAGACCGCCCUCGACUCAUCGGCCCGCCGAUCGCGCGACGCCUAUUCUUAUCAGAAGCGGCGGCGAGGGUUUGGAAGGUGCGGGCGCAGCGGGGGCGGCGGCAGCUGGUGCGGCGGCGGCAGCUCGUGGCUUCCGAGGAGCCUACGCUGGCCCUGCUAGUCUACCCAGAGGCGCGCACCACCCACCUCCACCCACUACCAAGCAAGUUGCCAUCGUUGGACCUCAUCAUCACCAUCCAGGUUCUCGAGUAACAAUCACCAGUGUGCCAGCAAUCAGCCCUCAAGGACAAGUGAACAUGGGCGACGGAAUGUAUCCCCAUUUCUCCCAACAUCACUAUCAAAUGUAUCAGCAACAUUUCCGCGCGACCCAACAAGAUAUGCGGGCUAGCGCAUCGCCGUUCCCAAGAUGCGGAGGUGGCCUGGAAGCAGAAGGCAGCGAAGCCCCAACUCCACCUUUGGAGCUUCGGCGGCCUCCUUCGGCAAGAGUGCCGAGACCGGCUCACUCGCCCUCACCUGCUGACCGACAUAUACUAUACGCAGUGCGCUGCGGGCGCUCCCCUCCGCCGGCGCACGGCAGCGGUCGACCCCCAAGUGCCCUGCCACCUCCCGCGGCCCCCGGCCCCCCACAUGCCAGCCAGGUGCCCAGGGAGGCCGACUCCCUGCAGAUGCUACUGAGGCGCUACCCCGUGAUGUGGCAAGGCCUCCUCGCCCUGAAGAACGACUCGGCCGCCGUCCAGAUGCACUUCGUGGGUGGAAGUGCGGGCGUGGCCGCCGACGCAUUAUCUCGCAGCGCAGACGGCGCGGCAACGUCGCUUCUGCGUAUCGCGCAGAGGAUGCGACUCGAGCCUGCCCAGUUGGAUCAAGUGCAUCGGAAGAUGAAGAUGGAGAACGAGCACUGCAUGCUGCUGGCUCUGCCGUGUGGUCGCGAUCACAUGGACGUGCUCCAGCAGUCGACCAACUUGUCUGCGGGCUUCAUCACCUAUCUGCAGAGGAAACAAGCCGCUGGCAUUGUCAACGUCGCACCCUCGCCGCGGCACCAACAGUCCAUGUACACCGUACACAUAUUCCCUUCGUGCGAAUUCGCCAACGAGAACCUCAACCGAAUCGCACCGGACCUUAUGCACCGCGUGGCCAACAUAGCGCAUCUGCUCAUCGUCAUCGCUACGGCCAUCGGAUGAACACGACUCCCGGACCAGACGAAUUCAACUAAGGAUUGACCCCGGCUUGUAGCCGCCCCACUACCGCGUGGGCCCUUCGGCCCUUCGCCGUGAACGGAGAUAAGGAGACAUCAGUGUGAUUACAAGUGAUCGUCAUCGCCAUAGUGACAGUGACAGAGGCCCCUCGAACAACCGACGCGACCUAGUGACAGUUUAAUUCAUUAUCUUGUAAAUAAUAUCCAGGUUGUGAACUCAUUUUAAAGUUUAGUUAUCGGUCGAGUGAUGAGCCAUAGACUAGCGGAUCCGCAAGUGAAGUGUAAAGUCUCACCUAGCAUUAAGCGUAUUUAAGUGUAAGAUAAGACGUCAUUUUGUAAUAUUUUGUUGUGGUCGACUGCGCUCGGCCUUAUUCGGAGUUUAUUAUUAAAACUAAUAUUAAGCAAAGUCAAGUUCGUAAAUAUUUGGGUUCCGCUGGAGAUGAGUGGCGAUCGAGCAUUUUUAUUGUUAGUGUAAAUUGUUAUUUUGUUUUAAGCGUAGGCGUAAACUAAUUUAAACAUGUAAAUACCGAUCUAUCCGUACUAAAUCUCGAUUCACUAAGGUCAUAGCAGUAACCGAAUGGAAUUCAUUGAAAACAAAAUCGAUACGAGUGAAGUUUGAAAUGGCUAAUUUAAAGUAAUUUAAAAAUAUAAAACACGUGGAAAAUAAACUGUGAUUCUGACUUUUAACGUAGGGUUAGUUAGGUAUAGAGCCGAGCAGUAGAGUAACGACAGCGGCGCAUGCGUUGCCUUUUAGCGAAUACUGUCAUCGUUUGUAGUUUAACGGUAAUAUAGACUUGUAGUGAUAUUUUCUUUACACAUUCGCACCGGGUUUUCAUAUUCUUUUAUAGUUUAUUAUUUAUUUUAACGUUCGUCUUCAUUAGUUAUAUCGUAUGCAUGUUAACCUUCACAGGAUAACAUUCAUACGAUUAAAACGAAAUAUCCGAUCCAAAUAUUGAAAGUGUGCCGAUAACGAUAGUGUAUAGGGACGAUUUAAAUUCUAGAUACCUAUUAACCGAGGAGUAAUAUUGACAAAUGUCAAACAUUUUUACUCCUUCGUUACUACUGUCUAUUAUUUAGAAGCUGUUGAAGGAUGUAACACGCCGUUAUCCUUCGGAUUAAUUCAUUCCACGUUAACCGCCUCGCGCCAACGUAAAGUACGCAAGUAAAGUUGUGACCGUGAGACAACACAUCGGGCGGGUGUACGCGUACACCGAGAUGUACGUAUACGUAAAUUUACGAGCACGCGCCCGUUGUCUUGUCGAAACUGAUUAGGUUUUGCUACCGUGACGCUAGCGAUGUUUCACCUCAUUCACCGCUGUUGCUUAUGCGGGAUCGUAUGAGAGAGCUUUUAGGAUUACGUUUAAUAUUUUCUCCUUUUUUUCUGAAUAUUUUUUUUAGAUAAGGUUUUUUUAUAUCAUUUUCUAUUAAUAGUUAGCCAUAAUUUUUGUUAGUUUUUUACCGCCUUUACAAAUACUUUUUAAAUUUAAUUUAAACCACCAUUGGGUUUCCUUUAGGGUCUGCUCCGACACUCGGCAUACAAGAAUUCAUGUAUGAAACCAUAGAAACAAUAGAUUUCUUUACAUCCUCGAUGUUCCAAAGUCGUCUCAAACGUGGUCCCUUAAAGGCUCUCUUACUGAACGUUGGAAAUUCCCAGUUCCAAAUAAAACAAUAUUGUACUUCUCGUAACGCAUCGUCUGCAUAUUCCCACUCGGGCGAGUCCCUCGGUUCGUCGGCUUCGGUCGGAAUAUCGCAUAGUUAGAAAAAUUGCGACCCCGUCACGUCGCGUGUAAAACUAAAGUACAAAAUAUUUUAUGUAAUUUUAUAAUAUAUAAACGAUAUACAGCGCAGCCAUGUUAUGUAUAUUCAUCGAUUAGUAUAUGUAAAUGUGUAUGGUGUAUGGUGUAUGGUUUGUUCUCCGUCGCAAACGGUUCUCGAUUUAGCUAAGAACACUAACGAACUCGUCACUUCGUCCAUUAAUUUUAAAAAUAUAAUUUAAUCUAUAAACGGAUGCCCGAAUACACUUAUUAUUUGUCUCCUUAUGAAGGAACUCGAUGUAAAUAAAACUUGAAAUAUAGCAAUACAUUAUUUAGAGUCGAUAGUAAGGAACUUGUAUAAAUUAAGCGACACGAGAAUUAUAAAAAGAAAUAUUUAUUCAAAUCAAAAUCGGUAUUUACUAUUAUUUUAGUUGUUUACUGUGAUGUGAUUAUUUUUGGCGACACUUACAGCUAUACUAUAAAUGAUCUUUAUCGUAAUGUAUAAUAUCUCCUUGCCCGAUGAAUAAUUGCAUCCGAAAUUAUUUGCUAUGCAAAAUUAUUGUCAAUUACUAAAAUGUAAUGUUCUUCAGAAGAUUUUCCAUAUUUGAAAAACCACCAUUGUUCGUAGCGGUUAUAAUUUUCGACGAUGUUAACUAGUAAUUUAACGCAGACUUAAUAGUUUUAAGAUUAGUUACGUGAGAAGUAUAAUAUAGUUUUGUUUUAUUUGGAUUAGGUUAGAGGGGGGCGGGACGAAGGCGCGGCGCGAGAGUGCGAGUGAGGGUUAGUGUAAAUGUAACACAUUUGAUCUCAAGUGAAAGCAAGUGAACGCGAGGACUUACAGCCGCGCCCUUCGUCCCACUCACUUAGCUCUUAAUGUCGAAAUGUAAGGAAAUAAAAAUAUUGUGAUCAUAUUUCUACUGUAACUUUAAAAUGCUAGAGUUUAGAAGUAAUUGUAUAUUUUGUAAAUAUUGAAAUAGUAUUGUAUCUUUACUUCCCAUUAUCCAAAAACCCAGAACUCCUGCGUGUUAUUUACCUCCUACCUACCAAUACUAUUAAAAAAAUAAUACAUAA